GUUAAGAAACGCUUUUCCAUUAGAAACUUUGCUAAUACUAGGUUAGCAACUAAGAUAAAAACCUAUUACGUGCGUAAGCAUAGCAAUGGGUCUAAUUGCGUAAACUAAUUUUUUAAACAUAUGAAAAUCAAAAGCAAGCAACUUCAAAUUGGUUCCUAUUCACAAAGUGACGUUGGUUGUUUGCACGCAAUCUAUUGCUUGAUAGUAAAAGAAAUUCAACGUCUGCGUUUUCGAAACCAAGCUCCAACGAGUAAUGUUGUUUCGGCUUGGUGUAAAAAAUUUGUGACGCUUUUUAUUUAUCGACUUUUACGAUUGAUUGCGGAAAUGUAAUCAUUACGGCGCGACCAAUCAAAAUUUUUUAUAGUAUAAACUGUAUAUUUAUUUUAUUGUAAAGUAAUUUAAAGUUUUAUAACGGUACUACGAGCAGUAAUGUCGAUUGCCAAAUCUUUGAAACGUUCCUUGUCGGAUGCUGGUGGAUCCAAAAUUUCCAAGCGAAUAUGUUUUCUGCAACCAAUGACAUCAGAUUAUAAUUCUAUUAAUUUGAAUUCCGGGAUAAAUGUGGUAGGACGAAACUCUGAAACUGGCAUAAGAGAUGUCCAUUGUUCCAAGCGACAACUGGAACUCGACGUAGACAUGGAAAAUACACGAGCUAAAUUGCGAGUAAUUGGUGAAAAUCCUUGCAGCGUCAAUGGUUUAAUGAUAAUGCAAAAUAACGAAUGCAAUCUAGAGCACGGAGACAUCAUUGAAUGUGUUUACGGUAAACUUCAAUUUGAGCUACAAUUCAAACCGUCACCUACAGCGGAAACGAAAAUUAAAAAUGAAAAACAAAACCAACAACCCACUAACGAAGAUAAAUCGAAUGAAAACAGCGUAAGUAAAAAUGGUUCGGGAAAAUGGGAAUCCGUAGGAAACGGAUCUAUGAUGGUAUACAACGACGAUGCAGUAAAAGCGUCAAACAAAAUAGCUGGAUAUGAUAUUGAUGGCACAAUUAUUACCACCAAGUCUGGUAAUGUUUUUCCAAAACAUACCGACGACUGGCAAAUAUUAUACCCCGAAGUACCAAAAAAAUUAAAAUCGUUAUAUCAAAGUGGAUACAAAAUUUGCUUUUUCACCAAUCAAGGAGGUAUAGGAAGUGGCAAAAUAAAAUUGGAUGAUUUUAAAAGAAAAAUAAAAGAUAUACUAAAAAAAUUAGCGGUACCUGUACAAGUUUUUAUCGCUAUCGAAGAAGGUCACUAUAGGAAACCAUUGAUUGGAAUGUGGCAAUAUUUGGUGGAUAAUAAAAACGAUGGCAUUGAUAUAGAUUUAAGCAAAAGCUUCUUUGUUGGCGAUGCGGCCGGACGGCCAGAAAGCGGCAGUGGCAAGAACAAACGUAGGAAAGAUCAUUCUUUGGCAGACCGUAGGUUUGCUGCUAAUAUAGAUGUGUCUUUUUACACUCCUGAAGAGCACUUCUUGGGUAAACCCACGGAGCAAUGGCUGAAAUCAGAUUAUAAGCCAAGCGAGAUUAUAAAUAACACCGACAUCCCGCUUUUGGAACCGAAAAAUGUGGAUAUUCCUGCUGAUAAUUGUGAAAUGAUUAUUAUGGUGGGCUUACCCGGAUCCGGUAAAAGUUAUUUUUGUCAAGAGUAUCUUGAACAACAUAACUACACUAUUGCCAACGCUGACAAAGCAGGAAGCACUCAGGCAUGUCUUAAAAUAUGUGAGAAAGCUUUGGGAGCCGGGACAUCUUGUGUCGUGGACAAUACAAAUGUGGAUGUUGAGUCGCGGAAAAAGUUUAUGACGCUUGCAAAGAAAUACAAUGUCCCUUGUCGUUGUUUUGUUAUGAACGUGCCAUUGGAUCAAGUACGUCAUAAUAUAAAAUACAGACAUCUUACGGAUAGUAGCCACUCAAAGAUAAAUGAAAUGGUUUUUAAUAUGAUGAAGAAAAAAUUUAAAAAUCCAACAGUGGACGAAGGCUUCACACAUAUUGUCAAAGUAAAUUUAAAACCGAAAUUCAAGAGUACAACGGAGGAGCAACUAUACAAAUUAUAUUUAUUAGAAAAAUAAGUGCUAAAUAUUAAGCUGAAUAAUACUAAAGUUGAAUGUUCCUUUCUCACUAUGUGAUCAUUAAUCUAAGGUAAAUAUGCGCUUAGCAAUAUCAUCUAUAAGCCAAUCCAUAGCUCCUAAGAGUUUUUCUCCAGUUACCGCACUCACACCCACAACUAACCAAUGAUGUGUGGUUAUAUCGUCAAGCUCAAGGACCUACAAAAGUAAAUAUAUAUAUAUAUAUAUAUAUAUAAAUAGAGAUACAAAAAUGUUUUUUAAAAUAAUUUACAUCUUUGAUAUCAUUUGCGCUAAGUGCUCCAGGUAAAUCCUGUUUGUUUGCUAGUACAAGCAGUGUAGCGCCAGCAAGACGUUCCUCUUGUAGCAAAACUCUCAGUUCUUGUUUACAUGAUUCAAGGCGCAUACGAUCUGCGCUGUCUACCACCCAUACCAGGCCAUCAGUUGAUUCGAAGUAAUUUCGCCAGUAUGAACGAAGUGAUUUCUGUCCACCCACAUCCCAGAGAUUCAGCAUAUAUCCAUUAUGUUCCAAAGUUUUAAUAUUAAAUCCCAGCGUGGGGGAGAUUGUGUCUAUUGAUUCACCAUUAAAUCUCUUUAAUAUGGUUGUUUUACCGGCAUUGUCUAGUCCUCUGGUGGGUGAAAAUAUAUACCAUAUAUAAGUAUGAA
Molecule: messenger RNA, 2703 nt
Organism: Bactrocera oleae (olive fruit fly)
Lineage: Eukaryota; Metazoa; Arthropoda; Insecta; Diptera; Tephritidae
Gene: PNKP
Product: Polynucleotide kinase 3'-phosphatase
Biological process (GO): DNA repair
Molecular function (GO): protein binding; double-stranded DNA binding; polynucleotide 3'-phosphatase activity
Source: RefSeq, a predicted model, not a curated record